Biomphalaria glabrata is the source of this 660-nucleotide messenger RNA. Its product is annotated as 60S ribosomal protein L11. The coding region runs from base 68 to 610 and encodes 180 amino acids. Gene Ontology annotation, biological process: translation. Gene Ontology annotation, cellular component: ribosome; cytosolic large ribosomal subunit. Gene Ontology annotation, molecular function: RNA binding; structural constituent of ribosome. The record is from RefSeq and is a predicted model, not a curated record. NCBI's taxonomy places the organism in Eukaryota, Metazoa, Mollusca, Gastropoda, Planorbidae. The transcript has 6 exons.
CUUACUUCCUGUUGCAGCAUAGACUCUUAUCGCCAAACAAGCAUACUUCCUUUCUAGUAUCGUUAAGAUGGCGGACAAAGACAAGGAAAAGGGGAAAGUCAAUAUUAUGAGAGAUUUGCGUAUUCGCAAACUUUGUCUCAAUAUUUGUGUUGGAGAAUCUGGUGACAGAUUGACCAGAGCUUCAAAAGUGUUGGAACAGCUCACAGGACAGACACCUGUUUUCUCUAAAGCUCGUUACACUGUUAGAUCUUUUGGCAUCAGACGUAAUGAAAAGAUUGCUGUUCAUUGCACAGUCCGUGGGGCCAAGGCUGAAGAAAUCUUAGAAAAGGGACUAAAGGUUAGAGAAUAUGAGUUGAGGAAAAACAACUUCUCUGCAACUGGCAACUUCGGCUUUGGUAUUCAGGAACACAUAGACUUGGGUAUCAAGUAUGACCCUGGUAUUGGCAUUUAUGGUAUGGACUUCUACAUUGUUCUGGGACGCCCAGGUUUCAAUAUCAGUCAACGUAGAAGAAGAAAGAGUACCAUUGGUGCUAAACACAGAAUUAGCAGAGAUGAAUGUAUGAAGUGGUUCCAACAGAAGUAUGAUGGUAUCAUUCUGCCAGGAAAGUGAGGAGUCUGUUAUUGUAAAAUUGAAAAUAAAAUUGUCCAAAAAGCUCUUAA